AUGGACGUUGAUUGCCAGCAAUCAGUUUCAAUCAAUCAGAAGUUUGCUGUUGAGACGCCUGGUUUGUGCUGCCUUAGUGUUAAAGUGAAAUUGCCAUUAUUGGUCCCGCCACCAGAGUCAUUAUGUUCCCUGCUUUAUGGCGAAACACUAGAAUCACGAAAUUUUCUAGCGAACACUCAAAAAUACAAUGUCUGUUUCCAAAUGACUUCAUUUGGGGCGGAAAUUAUCGAAGAACACGGAUAUAAUCCAACAUUUAAGAUUCAAGGCCAGAUUUGCCAUCGCAUUGGAUCAUUGCAACCUAUAGAAGAUGCACAGUUUAAACUCUUGCAAAUAUACUUCAAGGGCAGUAGGGAAGAACAACUUGACAGGCGUCAAGGGAUCAACACAGCUACGAUUUGUGCACUUGUUUCAGGUGGGGUAACUACCAAGAAGGUUAGUUCGAUGAAUUAUUACGCAUAUCGUUUGAUGAUUCGUGAAAAUUCUGACAAUUAUUUGUUGCGAUUUCGUCGACUGCUUCAACAAUAUUGCGUUGACAUGUACGUUAAAAUCGGAACGGAGCGCUUGACUUUCAUUCCAUUGAAUCAAGCUAAAUUGCGUUUGGAAGAGUAUAUCCAUUUACGCGAUGCAAUUAGCACAGAAGGAGAUUCAGAAAACGUUGGUCGAUUGACUAUUUUACCGGCGACAUAUGUAUAUUUUAUUUUACCGCGUCAUUUGCAUGAAUAUGCGCAGGAUGCAAUGACAUAA
Eupeodes corollae is the source of this 744-nucleotide messenger RNA. RefSeq lists its product as uncharacterized. The record is from RefSeq and is a predicted model, not a curated record. NCBI's taxonomy places the organism in Eukaryota, Metazoa, Arthropoda, Insecta, Diptera, Syrphidae. The coding region runs from base 1 to 744 and encodes 247 amino acids. The transcript has 3 exons.